CUUACCACAGAGACUUUGACAGGGGAGCAUCAGGGCAAGCACACAGAGAAAAAAUGAAAGUGGCCUUGCUGUGUCUGUGCUUGGCGAGCACAGCCUUCGCUGCACCGUCAUUCUUUCAUUACCUGCCUCAUUAUACGGGCUCCAGGCAAGUGCCGCCCUCUCAGGUGAAAAAUCUCUUUCCUGGUGCUCCAGCUAUACCACAGACUGGAGUCCCUGGUGCUUAUAGCGUGGAGCUGAUUUAUCCUCACACAUUUGGUGGAGCUGCAGUGGGAGGACCAACUGCUGGACAGACAUUCCCCACCCAGGGUUUCAUCAAAUAUUCAAUCCCUCAGCCCCCAGGCAGACAGAGCGUUGAAGUCUACUACCCAUAUGAUUUUGCACAGCAGAGGAUAAUUACAAACAUACCCCCGAUGUCAAAUAUUCCUCACACCCCCAAUGUAUUGCCAUUUGACUUUCCACCUCCAAGUAUCCCUCAGCUGCCUCAAAAUAUUCCUGCGUUUGAUGUAAAGCCACUUCCAUCCCAGCUCCCUCUGAACCAGGCCCAGCAGGACCAACCUGUCCAGACCAGCCAGGCGCCGGCCAAGGUUUAAAGUGAAUGGAACAACAAAGUCACACUUCUUUUGGACAAUAGCCAUGAUGAAGACUCACAGAACUGCAAAAAAAUAUACAAAAUGUAUGUUUCAAAGUAGCAGUCUUUCCUUAUCCCUUUUUAUUUUAACUUUAACACUUUGUAGUAUGUUUCUUAUCUUGGAUUAAUUUAAAUAACUCUCACAUCGCUUAAAUGGAUUGUUU
Messenger RNA from Boleophthalmus pectinirostris (great blue-spotted mudskipper), 792 nucleotides. It is a transcript of the gene scpp5, whose product is annotated as secretory calcium-binding phosphoprotein 5. The record is from RefSeq and is a predicted model, not a curated record. NCBI's taxonomy places the organism in Eukaryota, Metazoa, Chordata, Actinopteri, Gobiiformes, Gobiidae. The transcript is spliced from 11 exons. Bases 54 to 590 code for a protein of 178 amino acids.